Molecule: messenger RNA, 1510 nt
Organism: Sorghum bicolor (sorghum)
Lineage: Eukaryota; Viridiplantae; Streptophyta; Magnoliopsida; Poales; Poaceae
Exons: 1
Coding region: 175-471 (98 amino acids)
Source: RefSeq, a predicted model, not a curated record
AACCCUAAAAUUUCACAUUUCCCCAGCUCGCAUUGCUUCCUGCCUACAUAUGGUAGCUCUAUUCACGCACUUGUUCCAAUCAGAUCACCACCACAGCUCUUAAUUUCUCCUAGCUAGCAAGUGUUGUGCUAUUGCUCCCUACAGAUCAUCCUCCAGAGCUUUGCUCCGUCAGCCAUGGCUUCAGCUGGUGCCCCCAUUCCAAAGGUGGCCAGCGUUGCUGCCGUCGUCGUCGUCUUCUUCCUGCUGCUGAUCCUCAGCAAGGAGAUAAUGCCGGCGGCGGCGGGGGUGACAAAAUGCAGCGACUACUGUCGCGCCAAGUGCUCCUUGGGCUGCGAGGACAGUGGCUCGGCUUGCACCACAGGCAACAUCAUCUGCAAGGACUAUCCUGAAACAUGUCACAAUUGCAGGGCCUUGGCCAUCGGCUCCUGCUUCGGAGCCUGCUACAGACGCUGCACCGACGACUGCAUCUGAUCGCACGCAAGCAGGUAUUGACGGAUAGAUACAUGGGAAUUGUAUCUCUGCACUGCACCGUGUGUCUUUACUGUACCUCCGAGAUCAUCAAAAUGAUGUGUAGUUAGUUUUGUACGGAGUAUUAACUUUCAGUUAUAUGUUCGUUAUGAAGUUCACUUAAUUUUCAUCUGACCUAGUAGCUAGGUAUAUACAUAGCUCAUGCCACUGGAUGGCAUGUUGAUUCUACGUAAAUAUAAUGAGUUUGAUUUGUCAUUACAAUGAAGUUGUCUGUGGAGUCACUGUACUGUUUAGAAACUAGAAUCCAGCCUUGGGUAAAGUUAAAUGUGCUCUCACUCUCUCUUUCCUUAAAUUCGUUUUUAGAAAACACUUCUCAAUGCGAAUCUGCAUUGAGAUAUGUGUUAUGCAUGUUUAAUAAAGACUAGAUUUUGGUUGGAUUGUUUAUUAAACAUGCAUAACAAUAAUUUCCUUAGUAACAUACUUUGUAACUACAAUCCAACCAACUCCCCCUUCCUUUUUUCCUUUUUGAAAUGGAUCCCCAUUUCUAAAUUACUUUCUCACUCUGAUAUGUCAUGUUCGAACUGUGUGUUUUACUGAACCAGUUUAUUGUCAAGGCUGUGGGCCACGUGCUAGCUCGUAUGCAGGUACCUCGGCCCAUCUGGCCCAGUUAAGAAGAGCAAAGAAAAGGCCUACACGCGUGCUACGAGUAGUUUGGAGGAAAAAGUCCAGGUUAUGUCCCUCAACUUUUACGAAAGUCUGAUUUUUAUUUCUGAACUCUAAAAUCAGAUAAAAUAUAUCCCUCAACUUUUAAAAUUAUACACAUUACAUCUCUGACCUGGUUUUGAAAGCGGUUUUAAUUUUUUUAUUUAUUUCGGCUGAAUUUAAAAAAAAUCACAGUAAAUCACAUAAAAAACAUAAAAUAGAAAACUCAAUUUUGUUGUACUUCAAAUGAGUAGAUAUACAUAUUUAAUAUAUAAUAUAGUAUGUUUUAGUACAAAAUUUUUGAUGCAGCUUUAGAUUUAUGCUUUUCUGUAUUUAAUUA